Balaenoptera ricei (Rice's whale) is the source of this 2176-nucleotide messenger RNA. RefSeq names its product dnaJ homolog subfamily C member 14-like. The record is from RefSeq and is a predicted model, not a curated record. Lineage: Eukaryota; Metazoa; Chordata; Mammalia; Artiodactyla; Balaenopteridae. Gene Ontology annotation, molecular function: dopamine receptor binding.
GCCACUCUUCGGCAUCAGAACUUACCAUGAUGGCUGUGACCUACAAUCCUCAGGAAGCCCUGGGGUCAUGGCCCAGAUGCACCCAGGAGAAGGAGCGAUGUGUGGAGCCCACCACGGUGGUGGUGCCUCCCUCAGGACUUUAAGACCCUCUGUGGACCCUGAAAUACUUUCAUUCUCAGGACUCAGGGACUCGGCUCGGCCUGCUCCUAAUGGUACCCGCUGCCUCACAGAGCACUCUAGUCCUACGUACACACAGCCCCCAAAUCCAGCCCACUGGUCAGAUCCAAGCCAUGGCCCUCCAAGGGGCCCAGGACCCCCUAGGGAUGGAGAGGACCCUGAUCAGCGUGAGGCAUCUUCAGAAGAGUCAGGAGUGGACCAGGAACUCUCCAGAGAGAAUGAGGCUGGGUACCAGGAGGAUGGGAACCCUUCUUUUCUUUCCAUUCCACCUGCUUGUAACUGCCAGGGAACCCCUGGAAUCCCUGAAGGGCCUCAUUCUGAGGGAGGAGACAGCUCUUCUAGCAACUUUUGCCACCAUUGUACCUCUCCUGCUUUGGGGGAAGACAAAGAGUUGGAAGAGGAAUACGAUGAGGAGGAAACUCUUAAGUUUCCCAGUGGUUUUUCACGUGUGCCCAGUGGAGAGAAACCUGCACCCCGGAGACAAUGGCACCGCGUUCCAGCCAAGGAGGAUACUCGGGAGGGUGGACGCAGCGAUCCCAGAUCCCCUGGUCGACAUCGGCUGGGUCGGAAACGGAGUCAGGCAGAUAAGCGCAGAGGACUGGGAGUGUGGGGGGCAGAGGAACUGCGUCAGCUUGGACAGGCAGGCUUCUGGUGGCUGAUCGACCUGCUGGUAUUAGUGGGGGACUAUAUGGAAACUUAUGGCCAUCUCAUCUGCUGCAGGCAGCUGAAAGGCAGUGAUCUGGACCUUUUUUGGGUCUGGGUGGGAGUAUGGGCAGGGCGGCUGGGGGUCAGGGCCCAGGUGAUGUUCCAGUUUCUGAGUCAAGGGUUUUGCUAUGGGGCAGGGCUGUUCACCCGUUUUCUUAGGCUACUGGGUGCUUUGCUGCUCCUGGCUCUGGCCCUUUUGUUGGGCUGUCUGCAGUUGGGCUGGCGGUUUCUGGUAGGACUGAGUGACCAGUUAGGCUGGAGGGGUAAAGCCACCUGGCUCUUCUCUUGGCUGGCUUCUCCCACCUGGCAGCGGUGCCUGAUUCUGCUGCGAGAGAGCAGGCCAUGGCAGCAGCUGGUAAGAAUAGUUCAGUGGGGUUGGCUGGAGUUGCCUUGGGUCAAGCAGAGGACCAAUAGGCAGGGGAAUGCACCUGUAGCUAGUGAUCGCUACUGCCAGCCUGAAGAGGAAGUGGCUCACCUGUUGACCAUGGCUGGGGUUCCUGAGGAUGAGCUAAACCCUUUUCAUGUGUUGGGGGUUGAAGUCACAGCAUCAGAUGUUGAGCUGAAGAAGGCCUAUGGACAGCCGGCAGUGAUGGUUCAUCCUGACAAAAAUAAUCAUCCCCGGGCUGAGGAGGCCUUCAAGGUUUUGCGGGCAGCUUGGGACAUUGUCAGCAACCCUGAAAGACCGAAGGAAUAUGAGAUGAAGCGAAUGGCAGAGAAUGAGCUGAGCCGGUCAGUGAGUGAGUUUCUGUUCAAGCUGCAGGAUGACCUCAAAGAAGCAAUGAAUACUAUGAUGUGCAGCCAAUGCCAGGGAAAGCAUAGGAGGUUUGAAAUGGACCGGGAACCUGAGAGUGCCAGAUACUGUGCUGAGAGUAAUAGGCUGCAUCCUGCUGAGGAAGGAGACAUUUGGGCAGAGUCAAGCAUGUUGGACCUCAAGAUCACCUACUUUGCGCUGAUGGAUGGAAAGGUGUAUGACAUCACAGAGUGGGCGGGAUGCCAGCGUGUGGGAAUCUCCCCAGAUACCCACAGAGUCCCCUACCACAUCUCACUUGGUUCACGGAUGCCAGGCACCAGUGGGAGGCAGGGAGCUACCCCAGAUACCCCUCCUGCUGACCUUCAGGAUUUCUUGAGCCGGAUCUUUCAAGUACCCCCAGGCCAGAUGUCCAAUGGGGACUUCUUUGCAGCUCCUCAGCCGGGCCCUGGUGCCACUGCAGCCUCCAAGCCCAACAGCACAGUACCCAAGGGAGAAGCCAAACCGAAGUGGCGGGAGAAAGUGAGGAGGCCCUUCCAGCGCUGA